This is a messenger RNA of Euleptes europaea (tarantolino), 1407 nucleotides long. RefSeq names its product multiple inositol-polyphosphate phosphatase 1 (gene MINPP1). The transcript is spliced from 5 exons. Gene Ontology annotation, molecular function: acid phosphatase activity; inositol phosphate phosphatase activity. Bases 1 to 1407 code for a protein of 468 amino acids. The record is from RefSeq and is a predicted model, not a curated record. NCBI's taxonomy places the organism in Eukaryota, Metazoa, Chordata, Lepidosauria, Squamata, Sphaerodactylidae.
AUGCUGCCCGGCGUCGCCAUGGCGCGCCGCCCGGGAUGCCUUUCGCUGCUGCUGCUGAGCCUGGCGGCCGCGGCGGUCGGCCAGGAGGCGGCGGCGGCGGCGGAGCGCCUGAGCCCUUACUUCGGCACCAAGUCCCGCUACGAGACCUCCAACCCGGCGCUGCUGCGGGACCCGCUGUCGCUGGGGCCGCCCCAGCCGGGCUUCCCGCUGCCGCCGGCCUCCUGCGCGCCGCUGCAGCUGCAGGCCCUCGUGCGCCACGGCGCGCGCUUCCCCACCGGCGGCCAGAUCAAGAAGCUGGCGCGGCUGCACGGCCUGGUGGCGCGGGCCAACGGCUCCUGCCCCGCCGCCCAGGCCCUGGCCCGCUGGGACAUGUGGUACCGCCAGGACAUGGACGGGCGGCUGGCCCAGCGCGGGCGCGCCGACAUGCGCGCGCUCGCCCGCCGCCUGGCCGCGCGCUUCCCGGGCCCGCUGGCCCCGCAGCGCCGCUUCGUCUUCACCAGCAGCCACAAGGCGCGGUGCGUGGACAGCAGCGAGGCCUUCCGGGAAGGGCUCUGCCUGGCGCUGUACGGGCCGCGGGAAAGCAACCCGGCUAUCCUGGGAGACAUUAAAAUUAAUGACACAUUAAUGAGAUUUUUUGACCUUUGUGAAAAAUUUGUAAGAGACGUAGACAAGAAUAACGAAGCUAUGCGUGAACUGGAUGACUUCAAAGAAGGUCCCGAGAUGAAGAAGGUGGUAGAGAGAAUUGCAAAUAAAUUGUGUUUACCAGUGGAUCAGUUAAAUGCAGAUUUGGUUCAGGUGGGAUUUUUCACAUGCUCAUUUGAGCUAGCUAUAAAAAACAUCAGCAGCCCCUGGUGUUCGAUAUUUAGUGAAGAAGAUGCCUUGGUACUUGAAUAUCUGAAUGAUCUGAAGCAGUUCUGGAAGAGAGGAUAUGGAUACGAUAUUAACAGUCGUGCCAGCUGCGUUCUUUUCCAGGAUAUCUUCAGAAAUCUGGACCAGGCUGUAGCAGAGAGUAAAAGUUCGAAGCCUAUUUCUUUGCCUGGGAUCUUCCAGUUUGGUCAUGCAGAGACCCUUCUACCAGUCCUUUCUCUCAUGGGUUACUUCAAGGACAACAAGCCUCUUAAAGCAAAGAACUACGCUAAGCAAAUGGAUCGGAAAUUUCGCAGUGGCCGAAUUGUCCCUUAUGCUGCAAACCUGUUAUUUUUGCUUUACCACUGUGAUCAAGCCCAGUCUCCCAAGGAGGAGUACAAAGUACAGAUCCUGCUCAAUGAGAAACUGCUGGAAUUUCCUUGGUCAAAGAAGACGGUCAUUACUUUUGCCAACCUGAAAAACCACUACAAAGAUAUCCUUCAGAAAUGCCACUUCGCAGAAGUGUGUGAUGUGCCGCAGAAUGCCACUACUGGUGCUUGA